AUGUUCCAGCGCCUUACCAGCCUCUUCUUCAGUACUCCCCCGCCCCCCGAGGACCCCGGAUGCCCCCGAGCCUUCGUCUCCGAGGAGGAUGAAGUGGACGGCUGGCUCAUCAUUGAUCUGCCGGACAGCUACGCGGCUCCACCCAGCCCCGGGGCCGCUCCUGCUCCCGCAGGCCGCCCUCCGCCCGCGCCCUCCUUGAUGGACGAGAGCUGGUUUGUUACCCCUCCCGCCUGUUUUACUGCAGAGGGGCCCGGACUCGGGCCCUCCCGCCUCCAGAGCAACCCCCUGGAGGACCUCCUCAUCGAGCAUCCCAGCAUGUCCGUUUACGUCACCGGCAGCACCAUAGUGCUGGAGCCUGGGCCCCCUUCCCCGCAUCCCGAUGCUGCCCUGCCUGACGGCGACCUUAGCGAAGGGGAGUUGGCGCCCGCCCGUCGCGAGCCCCGGGCCCUGCACCACGCCGCCGCCCCUCUGCCGGCGCGGGCUGCACUGCUAGAGAAGGCGGGCCAGGCGCGGCGGGUACAGCGGGCCCGGCAGCGCGCCGAGCGCCACGCGCUGAGCGCCAAGGUGGUGCAACGGCAGAACCGCGCCCGCGAGAGCCGUCCGCGCCGGCCCAAGCAUCAGGGCAGCUUCGUCUAUCAGCCAUGCCAGCGCCAGUUCAACUACUGA
Messenger RNA from Puma concolor (puma), 666 nucleotides. RefSeq names its product tumor protein p53 inducible nuclear protein 2 (gene TP53INP2). Lineage: Eukaryota; Metazoa; Chordata; Mammalia; Carnivora; Felidae. Gene Ontology annotation, cellular component: nucleus; autophagosome. Gene Ontology annotation, biological process: positive regulation of DNA-templated transcription; autophagosome assembly. The record is from RefSeq and is a predicted model, not a curated record.